Molecule: messenger RNA, 1602 nt
Organism: Microplitis mediator
Lineage: Eukaryota; Metazoa; Arthropoda; Insecta; Hymenoptera; Braconidae
Product: dihydrodiol dehydrogenase 3
Exons: 4
Coding region: 146-1114 (322 amino acids)
Cellular component (GO): cytosol
Molecular function (GO): aldose reductase (NADPH) activity
Source: RefSeq, a predicted model, not a curated record
AUACUUUUUUCUUUCAAAGAUACAGAUAAUAUACUGGUGGGGAUUGUCCUUUUUACACGGACACUACACUCAGUAAAGACCAGUAUAAACAAUAUUCCUCAUUUAUUGUCAGUCUGUCAACAGCUACAAGAGUUAAUACUUUGCUAUGGCUUCCAAAGUUACUAUCACGUUACCCAAUGGAAAAAAAAUGCCUGCAUUGGGUUUUGGUACAUGGCAGGCCAAAGAAAAUGUUUUAUCAGAAGCACUAGAGAAUGCUUUGGAAGCUGGAUACCGACAUAUUGAUACUGCGCCAGUUUAUGAAAAUGAACAUGUGAUUGGUAAAGUUUUAAACAAGUGGAUUAAAUCCGGAAAAGUUAAAAGAGAAGAGUUAUUUAUUGUUACAAAGUUACCACCAACGGGAAAUCGUCCAGGUGGUGUAGAAAAAUGGAUUAAAAAAUCACUUAAUGAUUUACAGUUAGAUUAUUUAGAUUUAUAUUUAAUUCAUACUCCAUUUACGUUUGAAGAAGUUGGUGAUGAUUUACAUCCAAAGGAUGAAAAUGGUAAAAUAAAAAUAGAUACUUGUACAGAUCAUACUGCUGUAUGGAAAGAAAUGGAACAACAAGUAUUAGCUGGUAGAACUAAAGCUAUUGGAUUAUCAAAUUUUAAUGUUAAACAGAUUGAAAAAAUUAUUUCUAUCUCUAAAGAACCAAUAGCUAAUUUGCAAAUUGAAUUGCAUGUUUAUUUUCAACAGAAUGAUAUGGUUGAAUUUUGCAAAAAAAAGGGUAUUACUGUAACAGCAUAUUCACCAUUAGGUACAAGAGGAUUAGUUAAUAUUCUUGGAAAGAAUGAAAAAAUUCCUAGUAUCAUGGAUAAUAGUGAAUUAAUUAAAAUUGCUAAUAAACAUAACAAAACAUCAGCACAAGUUGCAUUAAAAUAUACUUUACAAAGGGGUAUUGCUGCUAUACCAAAGAGUACUAAUAUUAAAAGAAUUCAAGAAAAUAUUGAUUUAUUCGACUUUGAAUUAGAUGCUGAUGAUAUAAAGAUAUUGAAUAAAUUAGAUCAAGGACCAUCUGCGAGAAUAUGUGACUUUGAUUUCUUCGAUGGAAUUAGAGAUCAUCCUGAGUAUCCGUUUUAAUUUUUUGCCAAUAAAUUAUAAGAGUGAAAGCAACGGGUACUUAAAAAUUUUUUAAUUAACAUAUUGAAUAUUAUUGGGAAUAAAAUUUGAUAAAUACAUACCGAAGACUUAAAAAUUCUUUGUGUGAAUAUUUAAAAACAAAAAUUGUUUUUAAAUAUUCUAUUUAUUUAUAAAAAUUAAAUAAUUGUCGGAUGUCUGGUUAUUUCAGUAUUAUUAAAAAAUUUAUUUGCAAUAAAGUGUAUAAACAUUCAUUUAUAAUUUGAUUAAUGUAAUAAAUAUUUAUACAUCAAUAAAACAUAUUUAAAUUAUAAAAAUUAUCUAGAGUUUUGGGGUUAACUUAGAAUAAGCAUUUAAAUUUUAAAUUAAAAAUGAUAAAUUAUCAUUAGUAUAGUAUAAAAAUUAAAUGAAACUGUCAUUCAGAGAAACUUGAAGGCCUAGACCUUUUUUUUUAUUUUCAUAAACUUAAAUAUUUACCGUUACUUUGACAU